AUGCUGAAGCUUCCGAAAAAAGAUCCAACAAAAAGUCCAUUCUGGAGAUCAUUAGCUGAAUUGGUUGCUUGGGAACCUGGUCGUGAUAAUGCCAACGUCGCUUACGUAAACUUACAACCACGUCCCGACUUUCGACCAACAUAUAAGAAUCAUGCGAGUGAAAAGCGAAAGUGUAAACUUCUCGUAACACAUGACAUGGCUGGUGGAUAUAUCGAAGACUACUUCAAAAUCGGAUACAGCAUUCAGUACUGGCAAUACGUUGAUAUCUUCAUUUACUUUUCUCAUCACCGCAUCUCGGUACCUCCACGACAAUGGACGAAUGCAGCACAUCGUAAUGGAGUCAAAGUUCUUGGUAACUUCAUAACCGAAGACUUGGAAUCUUUUGAACCCGAUUUUUUACUUCUCGGUCCCGGUGAUAAGCAAACGUUCCCAGAAUUGGAUGAGGAUCAGCGAAGAGUAUUUUCAAGAUUCUUCGCGAAUAAACUAAUUGGAUUGGCCGAAUACUACAAUUUUGAUGGAUGGUUCUUUAACAUAGAAUCACAUCUCACUGGUGGCGCGAUGCAAGCAAGCCUAUUCGUAGAUUUCUUGUAUUGUUUACGUGAAGAGAUUCAAAGAAAGAAACCAGGAUGUCUGAUUCUAUGGUAUGAUUCUGUGACAAAGGAUGGAAUUCGGCUCUGGCAAAAUCAGCUGAAUGAAAAUAACUUUCCAUUUUUCGAAGUAACAGAUGGCAUGUUCACCAAUUAUUGGUGGGAUGAACAAAUAACAGCAAAUUCAGCAGCUGCGGCGGGAAAGCAUAGAAGGAGGGAUGUGUACACUGGUAUUGAUGUAUGGGGAAGGAAUACUUAUGGUGGUGGAGGUUUCGAUACCUAUAAAGCUUUGGAAGUCAUACAGAAAUGCAGGACUUCGGCUGCUCUCUUUGCGCCUGCUUGGACAUUUGAGCAUUUAGGAGCUGACAAUUUCUGGAUUAACGAUUCACUGUUUUGGAUUGGUAACAGUAAGCAUGUAUUAGGGCCGUCUAAGGAAAAGCACGGUACACAGAAAGCCGUUGCGGACUAUAUUGUUCCGAGGUAUACUCCAGGUACAGAAAGGUUUUAUACAAAUUUCUCCCGAGGAUGUGGAUAUAAAUUCUUUAUAGAUGGACAACAAGUACUUGAUCAAGAAUGGUAUUAUUUAAGUCUCCAAUCAAUUCCACCGUUACCGACUCUGAGGAUACUUUCCAGGACCGCGACGAAAACUCUGCGAAAGAAUUCCCCCAUUACGUGGGAGUAUACAUUCGACGUUGCUUAUUCGGGUGGCACAUCAAUCGCUAUUCACUCGACAAAACCAAAGAGAUCAUCCACUUCAGUGAUACCUUUAUACGAAACUGAUAUUCCGAUCCCAGAAGAUGGAAUUUCGCUUAGUGCAACAUAUCUCCCUGGAAAGAAUCAAAACGUCAAAAUUGGAUUAUAUGCCCACGUUGGUUUGAGAACGAUGACGAACGAGAAGAAAAUAGUUAGUUUCGAAACCAUAGACGUAGAUGAUGAAGAUGCAACUUCCUUUAUUGUCGUGAAUAAUGGAGACGAAACUGAUGAGGUUGCUAGUUUAGGCGCUGGAGAUUCUAACCCACAAGGCAACCAAAUCGUUCUUUCAGCCAAGGAAGAUCAAACAGAGUUAGAAUUUGGCACACUCACGACCACCACAACGAAACGUCAUAAUUGGCAUGCAGCCGAGGUGAUGUUGACACCAACCAUGUUUGAUCUUGCAGAGUCGGUUAAAGGACGAGAUCUGAUCAUAAAGAGGUUUGGCGUUACGGUAUUGCACAAGGUAAAUAACACAGCAGCUGAACCAGCUGAUGAAGACUUAAAGGGACAACCCGUCAUAAUCGCACAUGUCGGUUCUUUGUCGAUUAAUCCCAUGGUCGAACCACUAAUCUCGGAGGAGAGAGUACGAAAUUUGUCUGCGAAUAUCCUAAGUCCAGUUCGCGAUAACGAGUAUCAUAUAGUAGGGACGAUUUCAUGGGAAAUAGGCAUUCACGUGCUAAGUCAUACCUACAAACAGACCUCGGGAUUGAAGAAUACAUUCGCGUACUUUUAUGUAUAUUACCACAUUGAAGCCGGGCAAGUUACUAUCCCAGCAGAAAAUGAAUUGGUAUUUCUCGGAUGUGCAGAUACAAGAGAGUUUUGGGUGGGAGACUUGUCGUUGGCAGUUGAUAAGGUUCAGAGUGGUGGUGGAGGUAUUGCCUUUUGGGUUCGAGGCGUAUAUGAAAAUGGGAAAGUAGAUGUUUGGAAUAGAUACUGGAGAAGACUAUGA
Messenger RNA from Paraglomus occultum, 2289 nucleotides. The record is from the annotation of a GenBank genome assembly. Lineage: Eukaryota; Fungi; Glomeromycota; Glomeromycetes; Paraglomerales; Paraglomeraceae.